AAGGAUUGCGGCAAUCAGACCACAAGUGAUCAACAACUUGCAUGGCGAAGCAAGGGUUGGGGAACCUUAUAUCGCUGGCCGGCGGCCAUAUGCACUGGCCGUGGGUGUGCUAAGCGGACAUCACCAAACAAUCUUUCCCGAUCCUCCACGCCAACGCUGCAUGAGAUAUCAGGCUUCAAUAGCCUACUGGAGCGCCAUGGAUCAAAUAUAUAAGAGCUCCUUCGCCCACCAUGAUAUCUCUUGCAUCAACAGCGUUCAGUUCGUCCAACACCCGCCUGAUUGACAACACAGGCUUUCAGGCCUUUUCCAACUUCACCACCUCGAGCGCAGAACACCUACCCAUCAAAGACCCUCAGAGUGUACCGGCCCAAAAUGUCGAUUGAGUCUACCAGAGAACGCGAGUCCGGCUUCACGGAAGAUGGAAAAGACAUCAAAUUCCUCGAUGACGGUAUCCUGGCCGUCUCUCCUGCAGAGGCUCGACAGGUCUCCGCCAGCAUUGCCAUCGACCCGGCCGCCGAGCGACGACUCGUGAGAAAGUUCGAUUUCCGCAUCCUUCCUACCCUGGCAGCCAUGUAUCUCUUCAACUCCCUGGAUAAGUCGAAUCUGGGAAACGCCAAAACCGCCGGGCUUGAGAAGGAUUUGAAGCUUACGGGUGAUGACUACAACAUGAUCCUGUCCAUCUUUUUUGUUCCAUACGUCCUCACAGCGCCAUUUCUGGGCAUUCUCGGAAAGAAAUUUGGACCAAACAGGGUGUUGCCCAUCAUGAUGAUGAGCUUCGGUUUCUUCACCUUGAUGGUGGUGGCUGUGAAGAACUUCGCCGGCAUCUUCGCUAUACGCUGGUUUCUCGGCAUGUCCGAAUCCGCCUUCUUCCCUCUAGUCAUCUAUUACCAGACCACAUUCUACAGGCGAGGAGAACUUGCCCGACGCUUGGCCAUCUUCUAUGCCGCAUCUUCAAUCGCCUCGGCUUUUGGUGGGUUAUUGUCUUAUGGCGUCUUCCAGAUCAACUCCGGCACCCUCGCGGACUGGAGAUACCUUUUCAUCAUCGAAGGAGGAUGUUCGAUGCUUUUCGCGGCCUUCGCAUUCUGGUUCUUGCCACGCAAUGCACAGAGUGCCAAGUUCUUGACGGAAGAUGAGAAGCAAUUGGCCUUUUACCGAAUCCAGGUGGACUCGUCGUCGGUCGUGGGAGAAAAGUUCAAUUUCCGAUCGGCCGUCGAGAUCUUCAAGCACCCGACAAGCUGGAUCAUUCUCGGCAUCGAGAUCUGUCUCGGUGUUCCCUUGCAGUCGGUGUCACUGUUCUUGCCUGUCAUCAUCAAACGCCUGGGCUACUCGCCCGUCAUCACCAAUUUGUACACUGUGGCCCCGAACGUCUCGGGCGCAGUCAUGUUGCUCAUCCUGGCAUUCGCUUCUGAUCUGACGCGACUGAGGUUCCCGUUUGUCGCGCUUGGCUUCGCCUUCACCUGCAUCGGUUUUAUCAUCUUUGCGAGUGUCAACAUCACCUCACAAUUGAACGUGGCGUACUUUGCCUGCUUCAUGAUGACCUGGGGCACGAGCGCACCUUCCGUGAUUCUGGACGUCUGGUACAACAACAACAUCGCCGACGAAAAUAAGCGUAUCAUGCUCACGAGCAUUGGCGUUCCCAUGGCGAAUCUCAUGGGUGUGGUAUCCAGCAACAUCUUCCAAAACAAGGAUGCGCCGAAAUAUCUGCCGGCAUUGAUUACCACGGCCGUCUUCGGCGCUUGUGGCUGUGUCUUGACGCUGCUUCUUGGAGCGUGGAUGAUCAUCGACAACAAGAGGCGCGACCGCAAGGUUGGGAGGACCGUCAGGGCCAUUGAUAUCCCCUCUGAACUUCUCGCUGAGGGCCCCAAGAACCCUGAUUACCGUUGGUUCUAUUGAAGAGCUCGACCAAUACGCCGACUCUGCGAUGGUGCGUCAGGAAGUGCUUGGGUUAUGAUGACGGUGAAAAUGAGUUUUGGUAUUUCUGUGUCUGCCAGAGACGUUCUUGUUAUGAAGACCCGCGCACAAUCCUAUGGGUGGAAUACGACGCAAUGACGAGAAGACAUGACGAGCUAAAAGCGAUCCUUUUUUUGAUGGACGUACAGAGAUGGGCGUACAGAUAGCUUUCUACGAAGACACUUUACACAUUUCCACUUGACUUCCAACUAUCCACACUUUGUCUG
Exophiala viscosa is the source of this 2177-nucleotide messenger RNA. RefSeq names its product major facilitator superfamily transporter. The record is from RefSeq and is a predicted model, not a curated record. Lineage: Eukaryota; Fungi; Ascomycota; Eurotiomycetes; Chaetothyriales; Herpotrichiellaceae. The transcript has a single exon. Gene Ontology annotation, biological process: transmembrane transport. Gene Ontology annotation, cellular component: membrane. Gene Ontology annotation, molecular function: transmembrane transporter activity. Bases 373 to 1893 code for a protein of 506 amino acids.